GUUGGUUUCUAUACAUUGUCUCCUUCCCCAAAUAAAACACCCCAGUUCCUGGUUGACCUCUCUCUCACUUGUGUGUUUUCCCAUAGGUACUACCUGAAAAACAACAUGGAGACUGAGACACUGUGCUCAGACGAGGAUGCCCAGGACCUCCUCAGAGAGAGCCAGAUCUCUCUGCUGCAGCUCAGCACCAUGGAGGUGGCCGCUCAGCUCUCCAUGAGAGACUUUGAGCUCUUCAGAAAUAUCGAGUCCACAGAAUAUGUGGAUGAUUUAUUCAAAUUAGACUCCUCAGUGGGAAGCGGUAAUCUGAAGCAGUUUGAGGAGGUGAUAAACCAGGAGACCUUCUGGGUCGCCACGGAGAUCCUAAAAGAGCCCAACACCCUGAAGAGGAUGAAGACCAUCAAGCAUUUCAUCAAGAUCGCCCUGCACUGCAGAGAAUGCAAAAACUUCAACUCCAUGUUUGCGAUCAUCAGGUGAGCUGCGUGUGUGUGUGUGAGUGAGUGAUAGUAGUGAGCCUGGAUACCAUUUCCCGUGGCAGCGUAUGUACCAAACGAACCUCCUCAAGAGAAUCGGU
Cynoglossus semilaevis (tongue sole) is the source of this 571-nucleotide messenger RNA. Its product is annotated as rap guanine nucleotide exchange factor 2-like. NCBI's taxonomy places the organism in Eukaryota, Metazoa, Chordata, Actinopteri, Pleuronectiformes, Cynoglossidae. Gene Ontology annotation, biological process: Ras protein signal transduction. The transcript has 2 exons. The record is from RefSeq and is a predicted model, not a curated record. Gene Ontology annotation, cellular component: plasma membrane; apical plasma membrane. The coding region runs from base 106 to 474 and encodes 122 amino acids. Gene Ontology annotation, molecular function: guanyl-nucleotide exchange factor activity.